Eutrema salsugineum is the source of this 1613-nucleotide messenger RNA. RefSeq names its product serine/threonine-protein kinase-like protein At1g28390. Gene Ontology annotation, molecular function: protein kinase activity; ATP binding. Gene Ontology annotation, biological process: protein phosphorylation. NCBI's taxonomy places the organism in Eukaryota, Viridiplantae, Streptophyta, Magnoliopsida, Brassicales, Brassicaceae. The record is from RefSeq and is a predicted model, not a curated record. The transcript has a single exon. The coding region runs from base 81 to 1475 and encodes 464 amino acids. Gene Ontology annotation, cellular component: plasma membrane.
CUCCUAUCUUCUUCUUCUUCAAAUAUCAGUCAUGCUCCUCUCUCACUCUUCUCCUCCUCUCUCUCUCUCCAUCUCUCCUCAUGGGCUAUCUCUCCUGCAAUGGCGAAUCCGCCGUCUCAAUCUGCGAUCCUUAUAACUGGAACCCUAAACGUCGAUCAUCAAAAUCUCCUCACAAGAAGGAGAAGCGUCUUUAUUCUAAGCUCAGGAUUUUCAACUACGACGAACUCGCCGCCGCUACUAACGGCUUCUCCGCCACUAAUUUCCUCGGGAAAGGUAGCCACGGCAGAGUUUACAAGGCGGUUCUCGACGGCGGUAAGCUCCUCGCCGCCGUCAAACGAACCACGAUCGUCGCAGCCGGUGAUAGCGUAAACCAGGUGGACAACGAGAUCGAGAUUCUCUCACGAAUUCGUCACCGGUGGAUGGUCAACUUAAUCGGUUACUGCGUUGACCACCGGAGAAAAACAAAGCUGCUCGUCGUCGAUUACAUGCCUAACGGAACGCUACACGAUCACCUGCAUUCGUUAAAUCCGCCGCUUAUUAUAAGCAGCUGGAACCGGAGAAUCAAACACGCGCUUCAGAUCGCGAUUGUCGUCCACGCGCUUCACUCUGCCGAGACUCCGGUUAUCCACCGUGACAUCAAGUCGUCGAACAUUUUAAUCGACGGCGAAGGAAACGCGAGGCUGGCGGAUUUCGGAUUGGCGUUGAUCGGAAACGUGGAGGACGAGCGUCUUAAAUCAACUCCGCCGGCGGGAACGCUGGGAUAUUUAGAUCCGUCGUACUUAGCGCCGGCGGAUCUAACCGCGAAGAGCGACGUGUUCAGCUUCGGGAUAUUGCUGCUGGAGAUUAUUAGCGGCAGAGACGCCAUCGAUUUGAGUUUUAGUCCGCCGUGUAUCGUAGAUUGGGCGGUGCCUUUGAUAAAACGAGGCGAAUCCGCCGCGAUUUGUGAUUUCCGGAUCAGGAACCGUCCUAAAUCCGCCGUGAUACGGAGAUUAGCGGUUAUGGCGGCGAGGUGCGUGAGAUCGACGGCGGAGAAACGUCCAGAUAUGUCGGAGGUUGUGGAGUGUUUGAGCUCGGUGAGGAAGAUGUCUCAGGCGUGUCCUGUGUGGAAUCGGCUGCGGAGGAGGAGGAGCGGAGACAGAUCGGAAAACGUUUUCGUGGUUGAAGAAAAACAGAGCAAGGUUUCUAGCGUGACGAAGGAGGAAGAUGAUGUGUUCGAGAGAAGAGUCAUGGAGCCGCUGGUUUCUCCGGUACCGGUUCGUCGCCGGAAUCGUGUGUUGAGAUCGAGAUCAGUGGGUGCGAUGGGGAGAUCGAAAGUGGGACCGGAUCCAAACGACGCCGUUGGAGAUGAUACGGUGGUUACGAUCAGAAUUCUUGUCGAGAGAGAGAGACCGGUGACGACGACGAUGAAGCUUAGCAAGUCGAGGUCGGUGGGGAUUUUACGUUGUCAUAAAACGACGUCGCGUAAGAGAGAUUGAGUUGUUCGCAAAAGUCAUCAAAUUUGCCUGGCAAAUAUGUUUGAAGUUUGAAACCGUUGCCAGAUUUUUUUUUCUUCUUCUACUUUUUUUUUUUGACAGCACUUUUUGUUUUCUAUUUUUCUUUUUCUCCUGUCUCGU